AAAUUUGUUAGUUUAGGAAAAACAGAUAUUUCCAAGUUAGGGAGUGUUAUUUUGGAAGAAAAAUUAAAAGUGGCGAAAAUAAGCUUAAAAGCUGCUGAGGAUGAUUCAGAAUCGGAAAUCCAUCUUCCGGCGGAUAUUGAUUGGGAGAUGCUUGAUAAGUCCAAGUUUUUCUUCCUCGGGGCGGCACUAUUUUCCGGUGUUUCAGGCUCACUUUACCCUAUUGUGGUGUUGAAAACACGGCAGCAAGUGAUGUUAAAUGGGAUUUCUUGCCUAAAAAUGGCUAGCUCAAUUUUGAGGAGUGAAGGAUUUAGAGGAUUCUACAGGGGUUUUGGGACUUCUCUUAUGGGAACAAUCCCAGCUCGUGCUCUGUACAUGGGAGCACUCGAAAUAACCAAGAGUAAUGUAGGCAAUGUUACUACAGGUCACCUAGGAUUGUCUGAAGCCUCGGCAUCAGCUGUUGCUAAUGCUGCUGCCGGGCUAAGUGCUGCCAUGGCUGCACAAUUGGUUUGGACACCAAUUGAUGUUGUGAGCCAGAGACUAAUGGUCCAAGGAGGUGGUUGUGAUUCAACGGCAAGUGCUGUUGGCUUACAAAAAUACAAUGGUGGGAUUGAUGCUUUUAGAAAGAUCAUAUAUGCUGACGGAGUGAGAGGAUUGUAUAGGGGAUUUGGAAUAUCAAUAUUGACUUACGCACCAUCUAAUGCUGUGUGGUGGGCAUCAUACUCUGUCGCACAUAGAGUGAUUUGGGGCUGCGUUGGUUGUUAUUGCCAUAAAAAGGAUGCGAGUGGCAGUGGUGGUUAUAGGCCAGAUGGGAAGGCGAUGGUGGUGGUUCAGGGACUGAGCGCUUCGAUGGCUAGUGGUGUAUCGGCUUUGGUAACGAUGCCUCUCGAUACAAUUAAGACGAGGUUGCAGGUUUUGGAUGGGGAAGAUAGGGCGCGUGGUAAGCCAUCAACAAUUUUACAAACUGUGAGGAACUUGUUGAAGGAAGGUGGGUUGGGUGCCUGUUACAGAGGAUUAGGUCCUAGAUGGGCUUCAAUGUCAAUGUCCGCAACGACGAUGAUCACCACUUAUGAGUUCCUCAAGCGAUUAUCGACUAAGAAUCAGGAAACUUUUGCUUCAUGAGUUCUAUUAACGUUGAGCAAAGGAAGAGCGGAGCAGGUAGAGCAAACAUGGUGUAUUUUCAUACCUUGUACGAUUAGCUUAUCCAUACUUGUCCUUGUUGGCCUGCAUAAUUGUAACUUUGUGAAUUUGUAUAAAUGUUGGAAUGCUUGUUAACUUUUGGCCUCUGGUUAAAUCCUUUGUUACCCUUA
Messenger RNA from Olea europaea var. sylvestris, 1307 nucleotides. RefSeq names its product solute carrier family 25 member 44-like. The transcript has a single exon. Lineage: Eukaryota; Viridiplantae; Streptophyta; Magnoliopsida; Lamiales; Oleaceae. The record is from RefSeq and is a predicted model, not a curated record. Gene Ontology annotation, biological process: transmembrane transport. The annotation marks the transcript as partial.